Messenger RNA from Thermothielavioides terrestris NRRL 8126, 2424 nucleotides. RefSeq lists its product as uncharacterized. Lineage: Eukaryota; Fungi; Ascomycota; Sordariomycetes; Sordariales; Chaetomiaceae. Gene Ontology annotation, biological process: regulation of signal transduction; translation. The coding region runs from base 83 to 2194 and encodes 703 amino acids. The transcript has 4 exons. The record is from RefSeq and is a predicted model, not a curated record. Gene Ontology annotation, cellular component: mitochondrial large ribosomal subunit; ribosome. Gene Ontology annotation, molecular function: protein phosphatase inhibitor activity; structural constituent of ribosome.
GAGCGAAAGCUUUGCUCGCGACCAAAUUUCCACAAUUGAAUCGUGCGCCUUCGACGAGAGAGCGCAAGUACUCCAGUACGAGAUGGCCAGCGGCGCAAACCCGACGCCAACGCAUAGCCCACCGGGCCCAAAUGCCCCGCGCCCCAAAGGCAUUCUGAAGAAUUCGUACCGCGGCUCGCCGCCACUCUCCCCGACCGACGGACAUGGCGGAUCGCAUCCGGCGGCCCAUUCCAUGUCGCCCAAGGCGGCCAAGGAGCUCACAAUCGCCAACACGCAGUACAACGCCGGCCAUCGCCGCCCGUCGUCUGCCGCUGGCUCGCGGCCGGGGGGCUCACGCCGGCAGAGUUCGCUGCCGCCGCACAAGCCGGGAAAUGGCGAGGAGGAGCAGGGCCAGCGCCUGAAGUGGGACGAGGCGAAUCUGUACCUGACGGAGCAGGAGCGCACCAGCACGAUGAAGAUCAACGAGCCCAAGACGCCCUAUGCCAGGCACUACGACCCUUCCGAGGACCCGUCCGACGUCGACGACGAAGAAGAAGGCGUGGCCGAGCCGCUGGACCCGGGCAGGGCCGACCUGGACCGCGUCGAUGGUGUGCCCCGCCGGCGGGGGCAAGCGCAGCAGCGGCGUCGAGCGGGGGCCGCCGACGACGAGAUUCCGCGCCUCUCGCUAGGCGAGCCAGAGGAGGAGGUUCCCGAGCCCGAGUUCCCGGCGUCUUCGUCGUCGUCUCGACACCGCGCGGUCCACGUGGACAGCAACGGCAGCGGCCACGACACGGACGGCGAGGAGUAUAUGGUGGGACUGAGCGCCGAGGAGCGCGAGAAGCACCGACGUUUCGAGGAGAUGCGCAAGAAGCACUACGAGAUGAAGGACGUCGCCGCGCUGCUCGGGCACCCGGAGCAACUCGAAGACGAGGAUGAUGACGAUGAUGACGACAACGACAAUGACGACAACGAUGGAGAGCGGCGCGGCAUCCCGCCUGUGCCACCGCUGCCGGGCCGGGUUAACGGUUCAUCCUCGAUUGGCGCGGAGGACGUCUGCGCGUCAAAUCCAAUGCAUCUCGUACGGCUGCAGCGGCCCUUCCAGAGGGCUGCUGCCGCCGCGGUUCUGCGGCCGACAACGACGACGACGACAGCGACGACAAGCCUUGAAGAUCGGUUUGCGCUCCUCCGCAUUCGCUCGCCGGUCGCCGCCAACGCCGCCGUGGCCGGCAGGCGCUAUGCUACAGUCAAGUCGCAGGGCGCCUACAAGCUCAAAUCGAAGAAGACGAUCCCCAAGAAGAUGGGCGCCAAGAAGACUGGCGACCAGUAUGUCAUCCCCGGAAACAUCAUCUACAAGCAGCGCGGCACCAUCUGGCACCCGGGCGAGAACACCAUCAUGGGCCGUGACCACACGAUCCACGCUGCCGUCGCCGGCUACGUCAAGUACUACCGGGACCCCCAGCGUCAUCCAAAACGCCAGUACAUUGGCGUCGCCUUCAACCGCGAGGACAAGCUUCCCUAUCCGCCGGCGGCGCCCCGCCGCCGCAAGCUUAAUAUGGUGGCCGUGCCGCGGAAGGUCGAAGAGCCGGUCGAGGAAACCACAGCACCCAGCGGCAUCCCGCUCUCGGUCACGCGGCACGAGCCGGUUGCUGAGACAACAACGACAGCCGCCUCCACAGCAGCGGCAGCCGAGCAGAGUACCGCAAAGUUAGAACGACCCAUUCCCCUGGUGGACGGGAACGCCGUCGUUGCCAGUCUCGUCCGGGAGAAGCUCAGGAGCAGGCAGAUGGGCCAAGCCAGGGCGGAGGCGCGGAUGCGCGAACAACAGAAGGAGCUCGAGGCGCGCAAGGCGACACGCGUGUUCCGCCUGCAGAGCGACUACAGCUACCGCGAGACCAACUGGGAGAUCGGCCGGCUCGUGGGCGAUGCCGGCGUCAUCCCUGGCACCGAGAAGACCGAGUCAAGAAAAGCCAAGUUCCGGCUGCGCAAGAGGAGACGCGUUUUCUAUUACCGUGGCCUCAAGAGCCGCAGGCUGGCCAAGGCCCGCCGACGUGAGGAGCACGCUAGACGGGUGCGUGCAAACCGGGAACGGGCUAGGCAGCAGGCCGCCGCCGCCGCCGCCGCCGCCGCCGCCGCCGAUGCUGCCAAGGCCGCUGGUGCCGCUGCGGCCGGUCCGGCCAAGGUUGCCCAGGGAGAUGAUGGGAAGGUGGAUGCUUAGUGAUUUCAGACCAUGGUAUGGUCCGGGGGUGUGGGCUGCUGCUUCGGGCAAUGCAUCAGUGCGCCCAGAGUGGCCUUGUACAAUAACUUGUUGCAAAAAUAGAUCCCGUUGUAACGCGCCUUGUUUUCGAGAUUUCGGGGCAGGCAGGCGGCUUCACAACGAAUUGGCGAUCGUGAGUCGCUUCCCUACUGGGUUACGGAGGCACCGAACAAUGGUAUUCAGUCCAUUGU